Fusarium proliferatum ET1 is the source of this 258-nucleotide messenger RNA. RefSeq lists its product as uncharacterized. The record is from RefSeq and is a predicted model, not a curated record. The transcript has a single exon. Bases 1 to 258 code for a protein of 85 amino acids. NCBI's taxonomy places the organism in Eukaryota, Fungi, Ascomycota, Sordariomycetes, Hypocreales, Nectriaceae.
AUGACCAGAGCGACAAUCUUGCGCCUUUUUGAAACUAUGUUAGGCAUCGGCCAAGUCGAGCUCGAUACUGGAGGGGCAAUUGUUGGUGAUGGUUCACCAGCAAGUCAGGCGGGGCGCGGCAAUUGGCUGGAGAAUUCGGAUGAAGCAGAAAUGCAGCUAAAUCGAGACGAUGACAAAAAGAAACGAAUCAUGGUUGUCAAUGCGGAUGCACCUCCACGCUUUGGGCCUACUAGAUUCGAUUGCGUUACUGCACUGUAG